CCACUUCAGAUGUCAAAGCAAAAAUAGAAAUGUUUGGAGGAAGGAAAACCAGCAAUAAUCAACAAGCAAAUCUUCAGCAAGAAAGUGACAUGGAACCUUCUCUCUUCUGUGGAUUAUUUUCAUGCCAUAAAAAGUCUAGAAAGGAAGAAAAGAGGGACAAGGAGCUUGAGACAAAUGUCAGUGAAAACAUUCAGCUUACUAAGUCACCACAACAUCAACAUGCCCUGUCUCAGACUGUGACAAGACAGUCUCAUGACGCACAAGCAGGUGGCAAGGUAAAAGCAAUGAAGGAGAAGCUAGAAAAAAUACAAUCAGAGGCAGAGGAAGGUGUCCAGAGAAAAGAGAUAAAAGGGAAAAAAGCCCCAACUGAAAAUUUGCAAAAGUCCCCAGCAGCCAGAACACCACAAAAGCAGCCUCAAGCACAAGGGCAGGUAGUGCCUGCAAGUGAACUGUGCUACUUCUGCCAUAAGCGAGUAUACCUCAUGGAAAGGCUGACAGCUGAAGGGUUCUUCUUCCACCAUAAGUGUUUCAAAUGCAGUUUCUGUCAGGUGGAGUUACGCAUAAUAAACUACGAAAGUGAAAGAUUGCGUGAUGGAAUAGUCAAUUUCUACUGUGCCCGACAUGCAGUCCCUGAAAAGCGAAUAGCAACAGGAAUAUACAGGAAGAGACCUCUUGACCGUACAAACACGCCUGAAGAGAAUGUGGCUGAAGAAGUUAAGACCUCAGAAAAGGGAGAACAGCGUUCAGAAGCGGCACAACAUAAGAAAACAACCACAAAAGCAGAAGAAACAAAACAUGAGCCGAUUAUCAGUUUAAGUCCUGCUGGUGAUGACAAAAACAAGGAUUUCACUGAUAGCACACAGAAAAAAGACAAAAAGAAGAAGGACAAGAAAAUCAAGUUCAAGAAAGGCAAAGAAAAUAAGACCACAAAGAAUUUGGAGGAGUCAGAUGGUGUGGAAGUGGCUGACAGAGAAAAAGGAGAAACAAACCUGCCAUCUCUCCCCCAGUUACGGCAGGCUUUGGAAAAGCUUCUGUCAAAAGCCCCCAAAAUCAAGACAAGUGGUGCUGAUAUUACGGACUUUGCAAGUUUUUUGCUGGAUGAGGAUGAAAAGUCAGAGAGCAGUAAAGAUCAAGCUUUGAAAAAGCAAGAGAAGAUGGUCACGCUGCAACAGAAACGAGCAGAGCAGCAGCGACUGUUUGCAGCACAGGAGAUACAAAGACGUCUGCAGGAAAUUGAUCUUCACAUGCAGGAGUUGGAGCAGCAAGGGAAACAAUUAGAGAAAGAAAUAAGAGAUAAAGGGACAGAUUAUGACAUUAAAGACCAGGCUAUGGGCAAAUGGAUGAACUUGAUCAAAGAGAAAAACAUUCUGAUGCGACAUGAAGCUAAACUUGUGCUCAGAGCCAAAGAACUGGAACUAGAAGACACCCAGACAAGAUUGCAGCUGAAACUAAAUGAGACAUCCAAGAAGCAAGAUAAAGAAAAGGCACCCAUGGAGCUUGCAGAAGAAAGACAAAUUAUCAAUGACUUGACAAAUGUUAUUAAACAGCGUAUUGCAUUAGGAACACAAUUAGAGGAUGACAAACACAGGAACAAAUCAGAGAGGAGGAUGAGGACCAGAGUGUUGAGGCAAUGAUGAAGGAAAAAGGUUUUUUACUGGUACCCCUGCCCUACUCCCACCAGCUGAAACUGGGCUCAAUUGAAAACCUGGCCAGUCCAUGACACAAAGACCACUUUGUUGUACAUUGACCAGUGUGAAUUUCCCAUCACAGCCAGAGGAUAAGAAACACAAGUCUUGAAGUUCAUCAUCCAGCAUAAAUAGGGAAACCUGCAUUUUUCAGGAAUCUUUUGCUGUGUUGUAAAAUUAAUGGUGACCAUGCAUUCACAGCCCUGCCUUCUGGAAGCAACAUCAUCUUUAUUUUUGUUUGUCUGGUUUGUUUUAUAUCCAAUUACUACAGACUUAUCGUUUUUUCUUGGUUUUUAAUCAGUGUCCUGACAUUUCAAACUUGUCAUCAAUUUCAACUCUGAUAAGUAAAUCAACCAACAAUUUGUAAAAACACAUUUUUUCAUAUAUACAUACUUUGUUUGCAUGUCUUCAAAAGAAAGCUGCUUCUUCACAAUCACGUGCAAGCAGGUUUUUUUGGAAAUAGUGGAUCGUUGUGUAUUGACAGAGCACACCUAUUUCAGCAGUCAUCGUAAAGACAUUUUUUAAAGUUGUAAAAGAGUGCAUUCACUUUCAAACAUAAAUUUAAGUGGUCUUUAUAACUUUUUUUUUAAUAUCUAGUCCUAGAUAUUACUUGGACAUAGGAGAGAUAAACAGAAUGCCAUCAAAAUCUGAGUGAUAAUAAUACAUAUUAAUGUCUAUUAUAAAAAUGUCUUUAAAAAUACAAAACUGUGUGUGUGUCUUAAUCAGAAUGUUCAGAGGUAAAUGAUCUUGAGAAAGCAUGUUGGUGGGUGGGAAGAUCGAGUUUGUGUGUUUGAAAUGUGUAUAUGUGUUCUAGUUGUUGUAUAUGUACAGGUGUAUAUAGAUAAGAUAUAUGGCAGAUGAGAAAACUACUGUUAAUUCAUAAAAAAAUGUUAUAUAGAGGAUAAGAUGUUUAUAUUUUCAAAGGUGCAAAUUUUUAAAUAAUAAAUAUGAAAUCAUGAAGAUUC
Pomacea canaliculata is the source of this 2650-nucleotide messenger RNA. Its product is annotated as protein-methionine sulfoxide oxidase mical3b-like. Gene Ontology annotation, molecular function: actin filament binding. The coding region runs from base 30 to 1634 and encodes 534 amino acids. Gene Ontology annotation, biological process: actin filament bundle assembly. The transcript has 15 exons. The record is from RefSeq and is a predicted model, not a curated record. Gene Ontology annotation, cellular component: plasma membrane; actin cytoskeleton. Lineage: Eukaryota; Metazoa; Mollusca; Gastropoda; Architaenioglossa; Ampullariidae.